This is a messenger RNA of Telopea speciosissima, 646 nucleotides long. RefSeq lists its product as uncharacterized. Lineage: Eukaryota; Viridiplantae; Streptophyta; Magnoliopsida; Proteales; Proteaceae. The record is from RefSeq and is a predicted model, not a curated record. The transcript has 2 exons. The coding region runs from base 101 to 499 and encodes 132 amino acids.
AUCUCCAAGCUGUGGAUUAUAAGUCAACAGGUGAAGAGCGAAAAAGGAUUGAGGCAGAAGCAGCAGCAGCAGCUAGAGCAGUGUGUUUGGAGAGAUCGUGAUGGUGGAACUAUGGUGGGGUUUAUUAGGGGCUGCCAUACCGGCUGUAAUUGCAGGGCAAGGGCUGAGGAUGAAGAGAAGGCGUGACGAGGAGCAGAGGUUGAAGAGUGCGAGAGGGAGGGAGAAGAGCUCCGACGACAUUUUUGUAUGUGAGAGGGUUUGCACAUCAAAGAGAAUGCUGAAGAAGGUUGGUGCUUUCUCCAAAGACCCAACUCCAGAUACCUGUGUUACUGUAUGCGGUGUGUCUGAGCUUGACGCCUGCACAGAUGCUUGUGCCCGCACUGUCUGCGUUAAUCAACACCAAGUGCCCGAUUGGAACGAUAUUUGCCUUCGUAGAUGCCAAAAUGAAUGCCUAAAGCUUUCCUCUUCUUCGGCUUCUUCUUCUUCAUUGUCGUCUUGAUUAUCUUUUUUUCCUCUUCUUUUUGAUUAAUUAAUUUAAAAUGGUGCUAUAUCCAUUUUUGAAAUGAUCGAAACAAGAACUCUUUCUUUGUCUCAUAAAAUUCAUGUGAUCGACGAGAUUGGAAAUGGAUAUUGACCUUUGUUGUUG